This is a messenger RNA of Vanessa tameamea, 2231 nucleotides long. It is a transcript of the gene Nbs, whose product is annotated as nbs. Gene Ontology annotation, molecular function: damaged DNA binding; protein binding. Gene Ontology annotation, cellular component: Mre11 complex. Gene Ontology annotation, biological process: double-strand break repair via homologous recombination; mitotic G2 DNA damage checkpoint signaling. The transcript has a single exon. Lineage: Eukaryota; Metazoa; Arthropoda; Insecta; Lepidoptera; Nymphalidae. The record is from RefSeq and is a predicted model, not a curated record. The coding region runs from base 197 to 2050 and encodes 617 amino acids.
GUUCUUUUAAAUAGCUAUAAGCCAGUUAUUAGGCUAAUUGUUAUAUUUUUUUAAUAAUUUUAAGUCCAAACUCCACUGAAUAGUUUUACAUAUUAUUUUGAUAUCAGAAAUAUAAGGUUGAAAUGAUCAUAUUGUUCUUUAAAUUAAAUAUAAAUUGAGUGUUGGUUUAUGUUUUACGCUCAAAGUAGCUCAAAAAAUGUGGCAUUUAACCUCUGAGAAUGAUAAAAGAAUCAUAUUUGUACUAUCGGGAAAAAAUGUUACAAUAGGUAGAAGUCUUGAUGGACAAAACUGUAAUUUUGCGAUAACCGACGACCCUUCAAUUAGCAGAAAACAUGCAACGCUUUUGAUUCUAGAGGGCGUUUUAUAUUUAGAAGACUUGGGUUCAAAAUAUGGUACUUUUGUUAAUAACUCCGACAAAAUUGAACAUAACAAGAUGUUAAAAUUAAGUUGUAACGAUGUCAUAAAAUUUGGUAAAAUGAAUUGUGUUUGGAAGGCUCAAAAGAUUAACUUAAUAACAUGUACAUCAACAAUGAAAGGAGAAAAUCUUCAAAGUCUUAAAAACAUUCUUACUACAGUCGGUGGAAUCAUUAAAAAUGAAUGGGAUGAAACUUGUGAAUAUUUAACAAUGCCUGCGAUAACAUUGACAAUAAAAGUGGUUUUGGCAUUAGUGCAAAACUCACAUAUAGUAACUAUUGAUUACUGGAAUAAGUGUGUUGAUGCAGUAAAUAAUAAUACUGCAUUACCAAAUCCAAGUAAUUUCAUACCACAAAUAUUAGAAUCUACUCUCAAUAAAGAAAGUGUAUCUUUUCUUCCAAGUAAGGAUAGAAGCUCAUUAUUUACCAGUAAGAAAGUAAUCUUCUUCUCAAGAAGACAGUUGGAAUUAUAUAAAAUGGUGCUAACAAAAAGUUCUGCAACUGCUUUAUUGUUAAGUGAAUCAAAAAUGACAAAAUCAGCUCUUUGCGAUGAAGAUGUUAUUGUUAUUCAAUAUACUUUCUCUUCUUCAAGCCAAGAAACUCAGGCCCAAAGGGACCAAAUAAAUGAUAUUAUUGAAUAUCUCAAAAAUAAAGGGAAGAGGGUUGUGGCUGAUGCUGAAAUAGGUCUUGCAAUUUUAUAUUGUUCAACAAGUAAAUACUGUAAUCCAAGUUUUAAUUUUUCUUCUGAAGUUGUAAAACAAUUGCCUUGUCAAAAUAAUAACAAAAAUGUACUUGCUCCAGAAUCACAAGAUUCAUCAGAAGAUUUGUGUAAGAAGGAAAAUUUGUUAAUUGAUGAAAGUUUAACACCCACUAAUAACCAGUCAUUUAAUAAUGAUAACAGUAACAAUACUUCUAAGAGAAAGUUAAGUGAUGAUGAUAACAUUGCUAAUACAAGAAAUCUUCCUAAAAAGUUUGCAACAGAUACUUUUAGUAAAUUAAGUUUAAGCAAUUCUAAGAAGAGACAAAGUGAAUUUAAUGAUUUAGAGAAUCCAUCCAAGAAGAUUGCUGUUGCUAAUAAUAAAGAUGAUGAUGACAUGUUUAAUUUUGUUAAAAAUGAUAACUGUAAGAACAUAGGUGAAAACAGUUUUAAAAAGAAACUGAGCUUAUCAAAGCCAAUGAAAAGAAAACAUAGUACUGAUAAUGAAGAAGAGGAUCUCUUUAAUUUUGUUAAUAAAGAAAACAAGAAAACUGCUUUAGAUAAGCCUUCUAAUAGUAAUUCUGAUUCUGUACAAGAUACUUCACAUUCUCAUACAAAUAUAUUUAAGACAUCAAAAGUUAUUGAUGAUAGAUUUGAUAUAUCUGCUCUAAGAGGAUCAAAAUUAAAGGAACUAAUGCUGAUCAGUUCAAAUACACCAUGUUAUAAAUAUAUAAAAAAAGAAGAGGUAACAGAGUUAGAUGAUAAAUUUGGUAGCAUUGAUUUAGGUUCCGCAAGUCUUAUAGUCAGAAAGGAUUUGAUUGUCAAACGAGAACAUAUUCAGGUACCACUUUCACCAGACAAUGGGUUGAAAAAUUUCAAGAAAUUUAAAAAAGUUUGGCCUUCCAAAAUGCAAGUGACUGUUGUUUCUACAUCAGCUUAAGAUAUUUCUAUACAAUUGAUUAAAAACAAUAAUUAAACUUAUUUGUUGUAUAAUCCAUUAUGGAUUUAUUGCUUUUUUUUUCAUAUUCUGCAUUUGGUAUUAUAUUGGUAAAAUGUAAAUCAAGAGCCAAGUUAAUUUCACUUAUAUUUAAUAAAUGAACAAAUUAUAUUUUACAAUACUA